Molecule: messenger RNA, 1931 nt
Organism: Rhodamnia argentea
Lineage: Eukaryota; Viridiplantae; Streptophyta; Magnoliopsida; Myrtales; Myrtaceae
Product: nucleoside diphosphate kinase III, chloroplastic/mitochondrial
Exons: 15
Coding region: 307-1713 (468 amino acids)
Biological process (GO): GTP biosynthetic process; UTP biosynthetic process; CTP biosynthetic process
Molecular function (GO): nucleoside diphosphate kinase activity
Source: RefSeq, a predicted model, not a curated record
UUAUUUCAGUUGAAUUUGCUGCUUUGCGUGAAAACACUGGCUUUCGUUUCGUCCGGCUCAAAGUCUUUCUUACGGAUCACGUUCUCGAGAAUCGGAUGAUUUCGGCUCUGUUCAUGUCGGCAAAGUGGUAUCUUUUGAUGUUUCUGUCGAUCUAGGGAGUUUCGAGGUGUACUGCGAUUCGAUCCCGGUUGAGGAGAUUGUGUGUUGGUACUGAUUGAUCUUGUGGGUAGUUGUGAAAUUAGGGGGGGAUCUGCUGAUGCUCCUGUACUCUGGAUUUUACCUUAUUGUGGAAAUAUCUGAUGCUUGAUGGAUGAUGAUAUUGGGAAAAUAAAAGUUAUCCCAAAUUAUUUCCAGCCGUCAACAAGUGAAGACUCUUCUCCUCCAAACAACCCUUCAGUCAAAUCACCACCAAGGACGGAAAAUUGUUUGAGGUCCGACAGCUAUCUCUGGCCUAAAAAACGUUUUAGAAGUGCGGGUUUCAUGUUGAACUUGUUGAAUCUAAAGGGCCUGCCAUGGGGAUUUGGUGCAGAUGGUCAGGAAAAGGUUGAGCUAACUGCUACUGAACUUGAAUCACUUAGAACACAACUCGGCGAUUUAGAAGAGAGGGAAGCCCACUUAAAAGCACAGUUGGAACAUGUAGAUGAGAUAUUACGGUCUGCUCGUCUGUCCGGCUACCUGCACAUUAGAACUAGAUGGAAGCCACUGCCAGGAGAACCUCCUCCUAUUGAUGAUACAGAUGUCGAUGACUGGCUUCCACGCUUUGUCGUUCUCCAUGGAACGUGCAUCUUUUUUUAUAUGUUUUGUACAGAUUUAAGUCCUCAGGACUCCGCUCUGCUAUCUGAUGUUGUUGAAGUGGGUCCCUUGCCGUGCUUCACUAGAGAAGACAAUACGCAAUACUCCUUCUACAUAUUAACUAGGCAAGGAUUGAGAUACGAGUGCUCAAGUGCUUCCAAAAUACAGGUGGACUCUUGGUUGACCGCCCUACAAGCCGACUGCAAGUCGAACUCCCAGAUUUCCAGAUUGGCCUCCCGAGCCGCGAGGACUCUCCUCUCGGCUUCGAAGCACUCGCGCUUCUACUCUGAGGGAAGAGCAGUUGCGGCAGCUGCAGCAGUCACAAUGGCUGGCAAGUCAUCGAUCUUAUCUUCAAGUUUUGCCCGGGCUGGUUCGGCAAAUGCAUCUAGAGGAUGGAUAACCGGAGCCCUUGCACUUCCCGCUGCAGUUUACAUGCUCCAGGAGCAGGAGGCUCAUGCUGCUGAGCUGGAGCGCUCUUUCAUUGCUAUCAAACCUGACGGAGUGCAGAGGGGGCUGAUUUCAGAGAUCAUCUCACGUUUUGAAAGGAAAGGAUUUAAGCUAGUUGCCAUCAAAAUCGUUGUGCCCUCAAAGGACUUUGCACAGAAGCACUAUCAUGAUCUCAAAGAAAGGCCAUUCUUCAAUGGGCUUUGCGAGUUCCUCAGCUCCGGCCCUGUUGUUGCUAUGGUCUGGGAAGGUGAGGGAGUGAUAAAGUAUGGGAGGAAACUUAUCGGGGCAACUGAUCCCCAGAAAUCAGAACCAGGCACAAUCAGAGGGGAUCUUGCAGUAGUAGUUGGAAGGAAUAUCAUCCAUGGAAGCGAUGGCCCGGAGACAGCCAAGGACGAGAUCAACUUGUGGUUCAAGCCAGAGGAAUUGGUUAAUUACACUAGCAACGCGGAGAAGUGGAUCUAUGGAGUUAACUAGUCAGAUUUUUUCCUUCUAUUGUUUCCCGGGUAUUUAGAUCCCACACGAAGAGGGGGAUAGAAUUAUAUGAGCGAGAAUAAAAGUAAUAAUUCUGUUGAGGCAGAGUACCCACAUGAAUCUCCAUGAACGAUCGACAUUGACUGGAGCUCUCUAGCAAUAAUGUUAUGUCAGCAGAUUUUCAAAUUGAUUCAAUUGAUGAAGUCUUGAGGUUUCGUGUA